Vespula vulgaris is the source of this 2123-nucleotide messenger RNA. Its product is annotated as doublesex- and mab-3-related transcription factor A2-like. The transcript is spliced from 3 exons. Gene Ontology annotation, cellular component: nucleus. The record is from RefSeq and is a predicted model, not a curated record. Gene Ontology annotation, biological process: sex differentiation; regulation of transcription by RNA polymerase II. Lineage: Eukaryota; Metazoa; Arthropoda; Insecta; Hymenoptera; Vespidae. Bases 751 to 1899 code for a protein of 382 amino acids. Gene Ontology annotation, molecular function: RNA polymerase II cis-regulatory region sequence-specific DNA binding; DNA-binding transcription factor activity, RNA polymerase II-specific.
CGUUUUAUCGAUUAUUAUACGUAUAUAACGUACGUGUUACGAAUAAGUAAAAGAUCUCUUUUAUAUACCUACAUAUACAUAUAUGUGCUACUAUAGAUCGAGACUCACUUCCUGUUCUCUGCAGGACGAACGAUAAUAACACAUACUCGAAAGUCGAGUACGUAUACUCGAGUAAGUUCCCGAUCGGUGGGAGUGGCAAGUAAAGUAAACAAAACGGGACCAAUCGGGAAGAAAGGCUGGUCCGGCUGAUGUUUGUCUUUUUACCCUCCCCCUAUAUCCCCUUCUUGCUUUAAGGGAUGCUGGAAUCGCACCCAAGUCGACACCCUGUACAUCCCUCUUAGCCAAUCGUCUGUUUCUUGCGGAAGAAACUAAAUCUCGGAGAUUAGCUUGGAGAUCUUCUUCCUUGUUAUCCGCUGAGAAAGUUCUUCAGUCUGUGAUUAACGAUUGUAGAAGAUCAUUGAUCAUUGGAAACGCGUUUUUCUUUGCUUAUUUAAAUUUUGUUCAUCAACGAAUCACGUGGACGUUUUUACGAACAUUCUCGUAUCUGAAAUAUUAUAUCUAACGCUUUGUAUUAUAUUUCUUUCGUUUUUUGUUCUUUUACUAUAUAAUCAUCAGUGAACAUUUUUUUUUAAUAUAACGAAAUGAAACGUGUGUGUAAAAGAUAUUACUAAAUGUUGUGUUCGUCCCUUGUCACGCGUGAAGAAUCAAUUAAUAUAAAAGACUGAUUUUCAAGAAUAACAACUUACAUCGAUGCUGCGUACAAAGAGUAAAAACAAAUCAACAAACGAGGCUAAUGAGGAACAAAGUAAACAAAGAAGACCAAAAUGUGCGCGUUGUAGAAAUCACGGUUUAAUAUCCUGGUUAAGAGGACACAAACGAGAAUGUCGUUACAGGGAAUGUCUCUGUCCAAAAUGUUCCCUCAUAGCUGAACGUCAACGAGUUAUGGCUGCUCAGGUCGCUUUGAAGAGACAACAAGCUGCCGAAGAUGCAAUAGCCUUGAGGAUGGCGAAAGUAGCUACAGGUGAAAAACUGAACCGACUUCCAGCAGGGAAAAUAUUUGGGAUGGCUGUGACCGAACCAAAAGGAAUAUCCAGUCAAGAAGAAGAAAAGGAUAAGGAUAUGAGUCCUCGAAAAGUCGAUUCUCCAUUGGAUGAUUCAACGAAGAGGAAUUCGACUGACGAGGGAACGAGAUCAAUGAAAGGAGUAAUAAAUGGAUCAAUGGACAAAGAAGUAUCGGUAUCUCGAAGAUCGAUCGAGACUCUGGCUCGUCUCUUUCCUAGAACUAAAUUAUCAGUCUUACAAUUGGUUCUCCAACGAUGUGGUCAAGAUCUGUUAAAGGCAAUCGAGUAUUUCGCUAGUGAAAGUUUUGGGAUUGGCUCUGUGUCGAGUGCUGAGGUUCCAACGUCAGCCUUUAGACCACCUCAAACACAAGUUGCAUUGGAUCGAGAAAGACCGACAAAUGAUAUAGAUCUAUCGACCAAUAAUCACUUUCCUCCGACUUCCUCGAAUUUUACCAGAAAUUUUUAUCUUGAGGAUGCUUACCGACUUCUCAACGUCCUACCUGAACAUCUUUCCAAAAAUAUCAGUCCAAACACAGGACCAGCAACCUAUCCCACAUCGAUCAUACAUCACUCCGAUUCAUCAGAUCCUUCGACUCUACCAAUUUCUUAUGAUCGAGAAACCGUUGCCCUAACCGUUCGAUACAACGAUUACUUUGCUUCCAGCAUGCAACAACAACUUAGAGAUCGUGUUUAUGCUCAAGUUACCGAUCGCCUUGCCGAUCAUCUUGCUGAUCAGCUCGCACCACCUAGAUCAGCUACUUUACAUUUACCACCUGUAUUUCCUGGUAUUCCUUGUGUCCUACCAAAUUGCACUCAGUGCUCCUAUAAUAUACUCUGAUUCGUUUCUCCAUUUUAACGUUAUUAGUUAUGAUAGAAGAGAAUUGCCAAAAUUUUAUCAUACUUUAAAAUAUUUUGAGUUAUAUCCAUUUAUUUUGUAAGAAUUUUUAUGAAAAUUAAUAUCAAAGAUUGUCAGACGGUUUUUUAAAGAUAUCUGAUAUGUUAAAUUUUUAAUAUAUAUUUAUUGUUGUUGUUAAGUAUUAUUUAUAUUAAAAAAAAAAAGAA